This is a messenger RNA of Exserohilum turcica Et28A, 441 nucleotides long. RefSeq lists its product as uncharacterized. The transcript has 6 exons. Bases 1 to 441 code for a protein of 146 amino acids. The record is from RefSeq and is a predicted model, not a curated record. NCBI's taxonomy places the organism in Eukaryota, Fungi, Ascomycota, Dothideomycetes, Pleosporales, Pleosporaceae.
AUGAAACUCAUCAAUCUCAUUCUUCUUGCGAGCGUCGUGUCCGCCAAUGGAGUCAAAAUUACAGAUGAUCUUCCUGUUCUCCCUUUCGAUGAGCUACUUCGCCUCGCAUAUCAAAACGCCUCCGAAGAAAUCAAACAGUCGCAUUUCACUGAGAACCACCGUCGAGCUUUUGACGAAUCCAACGAUAUCACUAAGCGACACUCGGUUGAUUUGUUUCGCCGCGCUGACCCUAUACCUGUAGUUUUCAAUUGUCUUGCUGCCACAGGCACUACUUUUGUGGUUGCUGGUAUCACAGUAGCAAAUUCAGCGUUCUUUGUAGGUUUGGAGCAACUGGAACCAUUCCAGCUUUUUUCCAACACCCCCGCUGGUACAUAUUUAUCUGAAAUCUAUCCACCUCCUGCUUCCACUGGCUUCGACAUCACGGGAAUACAGCCAGAGUAA